CGCAAUCAUAAACCCAAAGAGCCAACAAAAUGGCUAUGGCCACUGCCUCAUCUCCAUUAUCUUUCUCUCCAAACACUCUUCAGCUCCUCAGUGAAAAUGCGAGCCCAAGAGGCGACCGGAGUGCGUGGAGGACCGGAAGAAGGGAUGGUGGACGAGCGGUGGUUCGGGCAGGCAAAGGAGUGUCGAGCGUCUGCGAGCCACUUCCUCCGGACCGGCCCUUGUGGUUCCCCGGAAGCACUCCUCCUCAAUGGCUCGACGGCAGUCUACCGGGAGAUUUCGGCUUUGAUCCUCUCGGACUCGGCUCCGACCCGGAACUCCUCAAAUGGUUCGCUCAGGCUGAGCUAAUGCACAGCCGGUGGGCGAUGCUCGCGGUGGCAGGGAUCCUUAUCCCCGAAUGCCUCGAACGUUUAGGAUUCAUCGAGGAUUUCUCAUGGUACGAUGCGGGGUCACGCGAAUAUUUUGCAGACCCCACGACGCUCCUCGUGACCCAGUUAGCCCUGAUGGCAUGGGCAGAGGGACGUAGAUGGGCAGACAUGAUCAAACCGGGUUGCGUUGACAUAGAACCGAAGCUUCCGAACAGGGAGAACCCCAAACCGGACGUGGGUUACCCGGGCGGUUUAUGGUUCGAUCCUAUGAUGUGGGGAAGAGGUUCACCCGAACCGGUUAUGGUCCUUAGGACCAAAGAGAUUAAGAACGGUCGGCUAGCGAUGUUGGCCUUCGUCGGGUUCUGUUUCCAAGCCAUCUAUACGGGGGAAGGUCCGAUCGAGAACUUGAUGGCUCACCUUGCAGAUCCCGGACACUGUAACAUCUUCUCGGCUUUCACAUCACACUAAUGGGCGAAGAGCAGAGGUUUCUUCUUCUUCUUCUUCUUCUUCUUCUUCUUCACUGUACUUCUGCAGUCUGUCAGAUUUUCAAUGUAGAAAUUAUAUCAAUCUAAUUUCCUUGUAUAAAGUAAAUCAAAGGCAAGUAUAAGGGUGUAGAAAUUACAUGAAGAACUGUUAUUUUU
Tarenaya hassleriana is the source of this 1006-nucleotide messenger RNA. Its product is annotated as photosystem I chlorophyll a/b-binding protein 6, chloroplastic. The record is from RefSeq and is a predicted model, not a curated record. The coding region runs from base 30 to 833 and encodes 267 amino acids. NCBI's taxonomy places the organism in Eukaryota, Viridiplantae, Streptophyta, Magnoliopsida, Brassicales, Cleomaceae. The transcript has 6 exons. Gene Ontology annotation, biological process: response to light stimulus; photosynthesis, light harvesting in photosystem I. Gene Ontology annotation, cellular component: membrane.